CGCUGGUCCCUCCCGACCCAGUACAGCUGCUUCCGGGCUCUCACGACUCCGGGAGGCCGCUCCCCGGACGCUGGGCCCUACAGCUACUCCCUGCGCGUAGCACCCCGAUGCCUGGGUCUCCCAGACACUUCCUCCUGUUCCUUGAGCUCCCGCGGUUUACGGUUCCUCAAAUCCAGGACCGAAGGACCCCUGGGCCACCACCUUCUUUCCUUCUUCAAUGGAGCACCACCUCUCCCCUUUCUGGGGCACCUUGGGAUGUGGUCUUGACUGACACGGAAGCUGACCAUUUACCACGCUUGGGGCUGUGUGAGACCUUUCUGAAUUCAGAGUAGGACGACAUCACCAAGCAGAUACCUCUUCUGAACCGGAACUGAUUCUGGCUUCGGGGGAGAUCCUGAGAGUCUUAAGCAGAGUCAGGAAGCGGUCACAGAUUUGGGGAGCUCAUUACACACAGUUCCUCAAUUAUGUUCCUUCGACGGCUUGGUGGCUGGCUGCCGCGACCUUGGGGUCGAAAGAAAUCAACAAAGACUGACUUGCCUGCCCCAGAACCCAGAUGGGUGGACAGCUCCCCGGAGAACUCAGGGAGUGACUGGGACAGUGCUCCAGAGACCAUGGGAGAUGUGGGACCUCUGAAGACCAAGGAUUCAGGAACACGGAGGCCCCCCCGGGCUGCUCCAGAGUCUAGCAGGGACACCAGAGUGGAUCAGCUGGGGAGUAAAAGAAUGGAUUCCCUCAAGAAGGACAAGGCUGCUUCUGCCAUUCAAGAGUCUGCAAGACUGGAGACUGGAGGAGCCGUUCCCAAACUGGACUUGGAUCCUGUGGAUUCAGGUGGCAUGAAGAACCUCGGAGUGUCCCCCCAAGGGAGGUUAGGCACCACUGGGCCAGAAGCCCUACUGGAGAAACCUGGUCGACGUCAGAAGCUGCUGCGGUGGCUCCGGGGGGAACCAGGGGCUCCCUCACAUUACCUGCAGGACCCAGAGGAGUAUCUGCAGAUCUCUACCAACUUGACCCUACACCUGCUGGAGCUGCUUGCCUCAGCCUUGCUGGCUCUGUGCUCCAGGCCACUCCGAGCCAUCUUGGAUGCUUUGGGCCUUCGGGGACCUGUGGGCCUCUGGCUACACGGGCUACUGUGUUUCCUGGCUGCCCUACACGGGCUCCAUGCUGUGCUGAGCCUGCUUACUGCCCACCCCCUGCAUUUUGCCUGCCUCUUUGGCCUGUUGCAGGCCCUAGUGCUGGCUGUCAGCCUCCGGGAAUCUGUUGAGGAUGAGGAGACCGCUGACUGGGAGAGUGAGGGGCAGGGGAAGGAGGCCAAGGAGCAGACAGAAGGUCCAGGAAGGGCGUUGUGACUGGGAGAUGGUGGGAGCAAAGGGUAAAGAUAGUGGGGUGGCCUUUAGGAGGAAGGUGGGGAAACCCAGAUUGUAAGCACAGUGAUCUCAGGGAUGGGGAGGAAACUCAGGCACAGGAUCUCCUGUCACACAUGUGACAGACAGGACUGUCUAGGGUGGCCAGACAUGGACAGUGGAGCAUCACCAUUGAAGUCACCAGCUGUUGUUAUUUCUUGCUUUUACAUUUUCCCACAGUUUUUUUUUUUUUAAAUUUCCACCUCCACUUUUAAAAAGCAAAAUAGAAUAAAAGCAACCGUGGAGAAUGGACGCCACGGGGUCCUUUCCAAGCCCAGAGGUGAACGGGGCCAGAGGCAGGGCAGAGAUCUCUGCGUUAGAGACGAUGGAGAGAUAUGUGGAGUCCCUUGUAUCUUAGGACCAGACCCAUGUAGAGGAGAGUGAAGCUGUGAGGGAGAAGAAGGAGCUGCGGGUGCUGUGGUACCCGCUGAAGGGAGGGUCUGAUGCUCGGUGGGAGCCGGAAGAAACAGGGCUGCUGCGGGCUGGGUCGGCAUGAAGGCCAGCAUGGACAGACGGGCAGCUCUGACGGGCACUGGGGGAAGCACAGUGUCCGCCCUCUCCACUCAGGCUAGGGACCUGCAAUAAAUGUGCCACACUACACACAUCCUAAAUACACCAGUCCGACAUGACA
Messenger RNA from Rattus rattus (black rat), 2031 nucleotides. RefSeq names its product chromosome 18 C6orf47 homolog (gene C18H6orf47). NCBI's taxonomy places the organism in Eukaryota, Metazoa, Chordata, Mammalia, Rodentia, Muridae. The record is from RefSeq and is a predicted model, not a curated record. The transcript has 3 exons. The coding region runs from base 465 to 1346 and encodes 293 amino acids.